Molecule: messenger RNA, 978 nt
Organism: Scaptodrosophila lebanonensis
Lineage: Eukaryota; Metazoa; Arthropoda; Insecta; Diptera; Drosophilidae
Product: brachyurin
Exons: 2
Coding region: 91-903 (270 amino acids)
Biological process (GO): proteolysis
Molecular function (GO): serine-type endopeptidase activity
Source: RefSeq, a predicted model, not a curated record
GUUAAUUUCUAUAAAUUUCGUCAUAUACUUUCUGUGAAAAUUGGUGGCAGGUGCUGCAAACGACGCCAAGCAAACUACGCUGUAAAAAUUAUGUUGGGGAUACCGAAAAAAUUGCUACUGCUCAUAAUGAUCAGCUGCAUAAGAGCGGAUACACAAAAUACUAAAAAAAUUCAAGGACGAAUCAUAUCUGGCACAGUAGCAGCAGCGGGUCAAUUUCCCUGGCAGGUUAUACUAAAGCGUGAUGAAUGGGACGAUCUGCUAUGCGGCGGCUCCAUCAUCUCUAGAUCAUGGGUGCUGACAGCGGCGCAUUGUGCCUAUGGACGUGACUCUAUAUUUUUGGUUUUUGGCACCAAUGAAUUAAAUGAUGAACAAGCAUUAAACAUGACAUCAACCCAACUAUAUGUGCAUCCAAACUACAAUGACAAGAUGAAUAAUGAUAUUGCAUUGAUAAAGCUACCUCAGCAGCUGGUCUUUUCGGACAAGGUACAGGCUAUCGAGCUCGUGAGCAGUGCACAGGAGAGCACCAGUUUUGUGGGCACAGUAGGAACUAUCGCGGGCUUUGGUUUGAUGGACGAUGAAUAUUUGGACUAUUCGCCGAAUUUGUUGUACGCACAAGUGCAGAUAAUUGAUAAUGUCAAGUGUUUGGGCAUUUAUGGUAAAGAUGUGGUAUUGGACUCGACCAUAUGCGCCGAUGGGCUUGCGAGCAGUAAUAUGUCUCCCUGCAGCGGCGAUUCUGGUGGCCCAUUGAUUAUUUAUGGCACAGACAGUGGCUCCUAUGUACAAAUUGGUAUCAAUUCCUUUGUGGCCGAAGACCAAUGCACGUCGGGAUAUCCGUCAGGCUACGUGCGUUUGACUUCCUUCUUGAAUUACAUUGCUGACAUAACUGGCUUGCCCGUUAAUUAAAUAAUUGGGAUUUUCGUUGUUUAUGCGCUUUGCGUACACUCUUCUCUCUGUGUUAAUAGUACAGCUAGCAAUAGA